Temnothorax curvispinosus is the source of this 5922-nucleotide messenger RNA. RefSeq names its product integrin beta-PS (gene mys). Gene Ontology annotation, cellular component: integrin complex; cell surface; focal adhesion. Gene Ontology annotation, molecular function: integrin binding. The transcript is spliced from 12 exons. The coding region runs from base 527 to 3535 and encodes 1002 amino acids. NCBI's taxonomy places the organism in Eukaryota, Metazoa, Arthropoda, Insecta, Hymenoptera, Formicidae. The record is from RefSeq and is a predicted model, not a curated record. Gene Ontology annotation, biological process: integrin-mediated signaling pathway; cell migration; cell adhesion mediated by integrin.
GAAGGGGCUCGCCGUCGUCGCCGUCGCAGCGCGACCGAUCGCGUUCGCGGAGAGGAAGAGGCUCCCCGCGCGAUUAGAGGUGGGGGCGUCCGAGUGCUUAUAAGACACGAGGGUCCCGCCGCAAGAGACCGAGAAUCGAUAGUUCGCAAAACCGCGGGGCAAGUAAGAUCAUUCGAGAAGCACGAAAAGGCAAAACGCGAAGAGAAAAAGAAGGAGAGAGAGAGAAAGAGAUAGACAGAUAGAGAUAUACGGGAAAGUAUUUAAACGAACGGUGGACUCGACGUUGACUUUAAGUAAUCACGAUCACCCGCGAAUCGGACGUAUAAAUUAAAAAAAAAAGGAAAACAAAAUUGAUUUAUAUAUAAGGAAACCGAUCUUUCUUUCCACUGUGCGUGCUGCGGUAAGCUCGAGCGAAUCAUCGAGCGGGGAAGUUCGAGGGAAGCAGGAAUUUUGGCGAGGCGUUAUUGGCUACCUGAAGAAUCUGCUCAACCCUUGCGACAGUGACAAGAGCACGAGAUACGAGGGAAUGACGACAAGAGGUAGUCGACGAGCCGCCGCUAGGACAAGCUUGUGUCUGCUGGCGGCACUCGUGCUGUCCUGUGCCACGAGUGGCAUCAACAGGGCCCACGCGUUUCCGCAACCGCAACCGCAACCGCAACCGCAACCGGAACCGCUGCCGCCGGGCUUCUUCUACGGCGAUUCCGCGGACGAGGCAGAAAAUAUCAUGCUGGUGAACCGCCUGAAGCAACUGAUGGAGCAGAAGCACCGGGUGGUCGAACAGGAGCACGAGAUCACCGACGAGCAGAUCGAAAUCCAGGCGAUCCUGGAGGCGAAGGCGCGGGAACGGGAGCGGGAGCGGGACCGCGCCAUGUCGAUGGAACAACCGCCGGACUACUCUGCCGGGGAACCGGAACCGGAAGCGCUGCCGGUACCCGCGGCCAUGAUCCACGAUCAACAACACCCGGGCAAACGACACGGCAUGAACGCAGUUAGCUGUGAAAUGUUCGGCAGCUCAAAAUGGAUCCUUGUGUUGGGGGUGGUAGCGGCGAGCCUGUUGGUCUCGUUCGCACAAAUUUAUCCACCUCCUCCAGAGAGGUUGACCGGCAUGAAUCCUUGUAUCAGUAAACAGACAUGCCAUGAAUGCAUACAGACUCCGCAUUGCGCUUGGUGCGCAGCACCAAAAUUUCCAGAGAAGAGGUGCUUCCUCCCGAAUAUCAAUACCAAAAUAUUUGCAACGUGUCCUCCUGAAUACACAUGGAACCCAGACAAUCUCUUCAGUAUGCUGCGGCACCGGAACUUAACGAAGGGUGGUUACGCCGCUGGCGGCGCAGCAGGAGGAGGAUACGGUAUCGUCGAUACUUCAUACUCCAACUUUUCGUCUUCCAGCUCGUCGUCUUCGCAUUCUCACAAGGAGAGUUGGGGCGGUAGUGGAAGUAGAAGGCAAGAAGCUGUACAAAUGUGGCCGCAAGAAGUUGAUCUGAAGCUCAGAAUAAAUGAAGCUUACAGAAUGUCCUUUGCUUAUUCCCAAGCGGAAGAUUAUCCCGUCGAUCUCUAUUACCUUAUGGACUUGAGUAAAUCCAUGGAGGACGAUAAGAAGAAACUGUCUGAUUUGGGUCAAUUAUUGGUUGAGAGUAUGAGUAAGAUUACCAGCAAUUUCCGUUUGGGUUUUGGUAGCUUCGUCGACAAAGUCGUGAUGCCGUAUGUCAAUACAGUGCCAAAAUCUCUUAUCGAGCCGUGUGAUGGUUGUGCGGCGCCUUAUGGGUACAGGAACAUUAUGAGGCUUUCUCAGGACACGAGCAAAUUUGCGGGAUUAGUACGCAACGCGUCGGUGUCUGGCAAUCUAGACGCGCCAGAAGGUGGUUUCGAUGCAAUCAUGCAGGCGAUAGUUUGUCGGAAUCAGAUCGGUUGGCGCGAGAAGGCGCGCCGACUGUUAGUAUUCUCAACAGACGCUGGUUUCCACUACGCGGGCGAUGGCAAGCUGGGUGGUAUCAUCAAACCGAAUGACGGCCUCUGCCACUUGGAUAUCGGUGGUACGUACACUCACUCGUCUCUGCAAGACUAUCCGAGCAUCUCGCAGAUCAACCUGAAGGUGAAGCAGAACGCGAUAAACGUCAUAUGGGCGGUCACCGAGGAACAGAUCAACGUUUACAAGAGACUGACAAAGCAUGUGGAAGGUUCCUUCGCCGGCAAACUCUCGGACGAUUCCAGCAAUGUCGUGGAAUUGAUCCGCGAGCAGUACGACGCUAUCUCCAGUUCGGUGGAGAUGAAAGACACUGCCAGCAGUGCGGUCAAGGUCAAGUACUUCUCGAGUUGCUUGGGUACCGGACCGGCUGUCGAGACGUCGAAAUGUGAUGGACUGAAAGUCGGCACGAAGGUGGAAUUUAUCGCGGAGAUCGAGGUCACCAGUUGUCCGGCCAACAGAUCGGAAUGGAAGCAAAAGUUUGACAUUUACCCGGUCGGUAUCAACGAGACUCUCACGGUGAAUCUGGAGAUGCUGUGUGACUGCGAGUGCGAGCGUAAAGGUCAUAUGUACGAGGAAUACUCAUCCGAGUGCAGCGGCAUCGGUACGCUCAAGUGUGGCGUCUGCGAGUGCUACGACGGAUUCUUCGGCAAACACUGCGAAUGUAGCUCACACCAGGAGCUAACUGGCUUCGACAAACACUUCCAGUCAUGCCGUCCCGACAACACCACCCUCGUAGACUGUUCCGGUCGUGGCACGUGCGCCUGCGGCCAAUGCGAGUGCGAGGAGCUGGGCAAUGGCGAGAUAAUAUCGGGACAUUUUUGCGAGUGCGACAAUUUCUCUUGCGAUCGUGAUCAGGGUAAGCUCUGCUCUGAUCAUGGCACUUGCGAGUGUGGUCAAUGCGUCUGUAAUUCUGGCUGGACCGGACCAUCCUGCAACUGUAGGUCUUCCAAUGAUUCCUGCAUCGCGCCGGGAACCACGAAUGGUGUGCUCUGCUCGGGCCAUGGCGACUGUAUUUGCGGAGAGUGCAUCUGUCAUGAGGAGGGCAACAUUCGAUAUUCUGGCAAACACUGCAAUAAGUGCCCGACCUGCCCGAGUCGCUGCGAAGAGCUGAAGCCCUGCGUGCAGUGUCAGAUGUACAGCACUGGGAACUACAGCGAGCCGGAGGAAUGCGCGAGGAACUGCAAAGAAUUCGUGCCCGAGGGCGUGGAAACGGUGAUCGUCGACGUGGACAACGACGAGGUGCCAUGCUUUGGCACGGACGAAGAUGACUGCAAGUACAACUUCGUCUACUACUACAACGAGACAAACUGCCUGCAGGUGCGCGCUCAGAACGAGCGCGAGUGCCCGCCACAAGUCUACAUGCUCGGCAUCGUGUUGGGCGUGAUCGCGGCGGUGGUCCUAAUCGGUCUCGCAUUACUACUGCUGUGGAAACUACUGACGACUAUACACGAUAGACGAGAGUUUGCCCGAUUUGAAAAGGAAAGGAUGAUGGCGAAGUGGGACACGGGAGAAAAUCCGAUCUAUAAACAAGCGACUUCCACCUUUAAAAAUCCGACCUACGCCGGAAAGUAACGUGUCUCGAAACGGAGGAGAAGAUAACGUGAGAUUUUCAAGAAAGAAUCGACGCGUCGCUACGACAUAACGCGAUUUCGAAUAAUUCGCAAACACGUGCGAGUGCCGAUGACGCGCGAUUUGGUAUCUUGUCUCGAAUUUAGCAAGAGUUUAAAUUACUCGAAACCUCAACAGCAUAACGAGAUCUAAAGCUAACGUUUUAGCGUAUAUAAUUAUUUAAAGGAACUAAUAUUUAAAUAUAUAUACGUAUACUCUAUUUUUUUGUUGAAAUAUUUGUAAAGAAUGACUUAAUACUGCCAUAUAACAUAGACUGCAUUUCGAAUGCGCGCGCGCACGCGUAAAACGCGCUAUUUGUUUACGAAGUCGUAAUGUUACAUUUUAUUGCGAUCACGUUUUAAGAACCACGCUAGUUAGACUAAUUCUGAGAAUCAAGUGCCUUUAAUGUCAUUAUCAUGGUAAUAUUCACUACCAAGCGUGUAUUAACUCUUGAUUUUUUUUACGUUUCUUACGAUAUACGUAAUGACGUACCAGAUAUUACUUGAUGUGUGAGAUAUAAUUCAGAGAUGAUAAUUCAGAAUCUGGAGAAAAACAAGUCCAUACGAUUUAUUUCACUUUGUCACGUCAGCUAUUUUCUAUACGCAUUAUAUGCUGAGUAUUACUAUUUCUGUAGUGUGUAUUAGAAUAAGUUUACGUUAUCACUUUGAAGAUAAAGAAAAUCAUUCAACAAAUAUUAGAAAAUUAGAAGUUACCAGAAUUUUCGGGAGAACAAACUGGAAUGCCUCACGAACAUUGUUUUUAAUCAGAAAAAUGAUAAGACAGAUAUGAAACUUGAGCAUAUAUAAGCAUAUAUGUCUCGAGGCAAUCACAGUUAUAAUAGCUCGAGAUUUAUUGAAAUGCGAAAGCGACUGUAAUUCCAGGACGAAGCGAAAUAGACUGUAUGUCAAUCUUUUAUUUAUUCUCCAGCGCUAGGGGAGGGUGGGGGGGAAUCCAAUCCGAAGUGUAUCGCACACAUUAAAUCACAUCUCGUACUAUGUUAUAUUUGCUAUACAUGGAAAAAAAGCAUUCUAAUUUUUUCAUUCAGAAACGAAUAACUAUCGAAGAUUUUACUAUUUACGCACUAUUUACCAGUGCAAUCUAUAAGAUACACUUUACACAGCGAAAUUUGACGAAAAUUUGCAUUUACCUGCGAAUUUUUUAUCCUGUAACGUACGUGUUUUAAUCGUUAAAGUGUAUUUUUACGCAACUAAGGAGGACGCGAAAGUGUUUAUAUAGGAAAUUGUAUAAAUGUAUAAAGUACUGUCCGAGACCCGAGUAGAAGUAAGUUUACUCCGUGUUAUAACGUUAGCUCGAUGAUGAUAACUGCACGAUUAUGACUCGCGUAUUAUAUAUAUUUCGUAAAAAUAUAUAUAAUAUUAUAUAUAUAAAUAUAUAUAUACAUACAUAGGAUGCUCCUUAAUUAAAUGUCAAUUCUUUAUGGGGUGAAUUCAGAAUCAAUGCAAGAAAAAAUGUCAGAUGAAACUUUAUUUUUCGAAUCGUAAUGAAGUAAAAAAAAUUUCUAAACGCGCGUCCUAUUUUCGCUGCAAUUUUUCGAAGACAAAUAAGAAGCGAAAGUUGGAAAGUAUUUCAGAAUUGGAGUUUUCGACACUCUCUCUCUCUCGAAAAGUCGACGAAAUAUAUCUCACUUUUCUUUCUUGUUUUCGAAAGAGAAACAAUUGCGGUGGAAGGCGGACUUGUUAAAUUUGCCAAUAAAGCCCGAACGACCUACGUGAAACGUUCGUCUCGUCUCGAACUGCAAAUUCCCCCGUAAGUAAAUUGACAUACAACUAAGGGCUGACCCGUACGUCACGUAGUCACGCGUUUACGAUAUUUCUAACGUAGGAGGAGUGGAAGUAACGAGGAUUCCGGAAUAUAUCAAGUAUAAAUAAUUCCGAAGGUAAACAGUUGCGUGCAUGACAGCUGAAUUAUUUAUUUCAGUCUUCUCUCUAUUCGUGAAUCUCACGAGGAGCCAGAUCGAUCCGGAAGGACUUGGGGGUGCAGCGUGGCCUUCUCUCCAUUGUGCCACGAGGAAAAAGAGACUAAUAAUAGCGCGGUAGAACGUGAAAUCGCGAGUUCGCCGCGCGAUCGUUAUACACAAUUAUCGUGUUGUUUGUCUAAACCGUUUUACUCUCUUUUUUAUGAUUUUUUAACGACUAAUUUUACGAUACAGCUAACCGCGUCCUCACGACAUUAUUAAUCGCCGUUUUUCUUUUAUAUAUAUAUAUUAUAUAACUUCAACGAGAAUUAAUUAUAAUCGAUGUUACUCCACGUGCGAUGUAGUUCGCAGACUCGAUAGACUAUAUAUGUAAACCUUGUGCGAGGACUAAUAAAGACGAUGUGUUAGUAAGUUA